AGAUUAACGCAGCCGAAGUGAUCUGGUGUCAGAGCACAAUAUAAAAACAACAUUUUUUGAUUGCGCAACUAAGAGCAAAUACUUAUAUUUACCUACGUAGAGAAUUUCAGAAUCAUGCACCCAAUUCAUCGAAUAAUAUAUGCCUUUGGUCAUCGAACCUGCUCCGCCACACUACUUUCAAAAAGCCAUUUAAGCCGUUCUCUCACGUCUUCUCUGAUGGACACUCGCAAUAUGUCCUCAUAUGUAAUUGCAACAGAAUCAUCGGACAAGGGCAUGAUUAUUCUCAAUCGGCCGAAUGCUUUAAAUGCAAUCAACUUAGAUAUGGUACGAAAAGUCCACAAACAUUUGAAGAAAUGUGAACUGACCAAGUCCAUGGUAAUAAUUAAAGGUGCUGGUGACAAAGCUUUCUGUGCUGGUGGUGAUGUUCGAUCGAUAGUCGAAGCCGGACCCACGGAAGAGUCCAAAGCUUUCUUCCGUGAAGAAUAUACCACAAAUGCUCUAAUCGGAAAUUACAUUAUACCUUACAUUGCCAUUAUUGACGGCAUUACAAUGGGCGGUGGUGUAGGACUCUCUGUUCAUGGAAAAUAUCGUGUAGCCACAGAACGUACGCUGUUAGCAAUGCCUGAGACUGCUAUUGGGCUCUUCCCAGAUGUUGGUGGCUCCUAUUUUCUACCACGUUUGCAAGGAAAAUUGGGUUUAUUUUUAGGUCUAACAGGUUUUCGACUAAGAGGCGAUGACGUAUUAAAGGCUGGAUUAGCCACACAUUAUUGUGAAAACCCAAAAUUAGGGGAUUUACAAACGGAGCUGCUUAAUUGCAAGGAUGCUGAUAAUGUGAAAGAUAUUCUUGAUAAAUAUAAUACACCCACAAAGAAAGAUUUCAUCCUAAAUAGCGUUUUGGAUAAAAUAAACAAAUGUUUCACAGCUAACUCUGUUGAAGAGAUCUUUGAAAAUCUCAAAGCAGAUGGAAGCGAAUGGGCGAAUAAAACUUUAGAGAUGCUGCAAAAAGUUUCACCACUGUCCUUAAAAGUCACUUUUCGCGAACUUGAGUUGGGCUCAAAACUGCUUUUACCGCAAUGCUUAAAAAUGGAAUAUCGUAUGGUUGUUCGUCAUUUGGAAGACAGUGACUUCAAAGAGGGUGUACGAGCCUUACUAAUUGACAAGGAUCAGAAGCCUAAAUGGAAUCCUCCCACCCUGGAAGCGGUGACCGAAGAACGCGUUAAUUCCUUUUUCCAAAAACUUCCUGAUACCGAAGAGUUGAAAUUAUAAUAACACAAAGAUUUGCACUAUAAGUUUCAAAGUUCGUGACCUAAAGCUUGAUUGCACUAUUGUGUAGCUUUAUAAAUUUUUACAAUUUUUAUAUACAUUUAAUGCGUGUUGAAUUUACAAUUCGUGUAACAAGCAUAUGUGAAAAAUAAGUAUACUUAAUUUUCGAAAAUAUUGUCAUUUCCAUAAAUCUCAACACCAAAAGUAUAUAACAACUAAUGAUGCAUUUAUUUUUAAAUUAAAAUAUUAAAUAUAAUACAGAUUUUUUAUUAUACAACAUAGCAUAAAAGAAAUACUAAAGCAUAUUGUUUUCUAUAACUGUUAUUGCACACCACAACACAUUAUUGAUAAAUAUUACGAGACAAUAUUAAAAAGUGCCUAACCAGUUACAAAUGCUUACAAA
This is a messenger RNA of Bactrocera tryoni, 1666 nucleotides long. It is a transcript of the gene Hibch, whose product is annotated as 3-hydroxyisobutyryl-CoA hydrolase, mitochondrial. Gene Ontology annotation, molecular function: 3-hydroxyisobutyryl-CoA hydrolase activity. Gene Ontology annotation, biological process: L-valine catabolic process. The transcript is spliced from 3 exons. Gene Ontology annotation, cellular component: mitochondrion. Bases 115 to 1266 code for a protein of 383 amino acids. Lineage: Eukaryota; Metazoa; Arthropoda; Insecta; Diptera; Tephritidae. The record is from RefSeq and is a predicted model, not a curated record.